Messenger RNA from Penicillium brasilianum, 213 nucleotides. The record is from the annotation of a GenBank genome assembly. NCBI's taxonomy places the organism in Eukaryota, Fungi, Ascomycota, Eurotiomycetes, Eurotiales, Aspergillaceae.
AUGAGUCGCAAUUUCUUCCCUGUGGUCAUGGCCAUUGGUGUCGGUGUCUUUACUGGCUACUACACCUUCCAGCCAACUUUCCAACAGAUGGCGAUCGAAAAGGAGCAUAUUCCUCAGCAGUCGCAGUCUACCGGUCUGCCUCAGAAGGAGACCAAUGCGCCCUCCAACCCCGCUGUCGAUAGCUCCAAGCCCGAGGCUCGGGGCAGCAAGUGA